This is a messenger RNA of Salvia splendens (bonfire salvia), 1364 nucleotides long. Its product is annotated as protein JINGUBANG. The record is from RefSeq and is a predicted model, not a curated record. Bases 44 to 1306 code for a protein of 420 amino acids. The transcript has a single exon. NCBI's taxonomy places the organism in Eukaryota, Viridiplantae, Streptophyta, Magnoliopsida, Lamiales, Lamiaceae. Gene Ontology annotation, molecular function: protein binding.
AUGUGUGUUGAUUUCCCCUCCCUUUUCUUCUCACACAUCAACAAUGGCGGACGUGCAGUCAUGGCUAGCAAAUGAUAAUUACAUCUCACCUUCACUGAUAUACUCGGAUUCGUCGCUAUCUCUAUCGUCUUCCUCAACCACAACGCGCACUGCACCCUCACUGUGUGCGGAUUCGAGCUUCAGCAGCAUCAGUUCCAGCUCCUCCGCAAGCACGUACUAUACCUACCAAACCGCCGCGAAACCAUCGGCCUCGCACUUCUGCAUUUCGAGUACCAAAGCCACGGCGGCGCACAUCAGCUGCCUCGCGGUGCACGGCGGCCUCCUCUACGCAGCGACGAUCAAGGGGAUCAACGUCUUCAAUCCAGCCAAUCUCGCGCUCGUCGAGACGUUCGGGUCGGGCUCGGGCUGGGCGAAGUCAAUCGCCUUCACCGACGGAAAAAUCUUCACCGCGCACCAGGAUUGCAAAAUUAGGGUUUGGACGCCGCCAUCGAUUUCCCCCAAAUUGAAACACCGGCAAAUUUCAACGCUUCCGACGCUGAAGGACCGGUUUCUCAACUGCCUAUCCGCCAAAAACUACGUCAAAGUCCGCCGCAACAAGUGGCGCCUGUUGAUCCAGCACGCCGACGCCGUCUCCGGUCUAGCCGUUGACGCCGAUCGGGGUGAGCUCUACUCGAUCUCAUGGGAUAAGAGCUUCAAAACGUGGAAAACCACCUCAGAUAUGCAGUGCGUCGACUCCGUGAACUCGGCGCAUUCAGACGCAGUGAACGCCGUCGCCGUCUCCGGCGGAACCGUCUACACCGGAUCCGCCGACGGGAAGAUCAAGGUGUGGAGAGCCACCAGCGACGGGAGGAAUCGGAAUUUAAGCGCGACGCUGGCGAAGCACAGGUCGAGCGUGAACGCGCUGGCGGUGAGGCCGGACGGGGCGGGGUUGGUCUCCGGAGGCGGAGACGGAGUGAUUCUGGUUUGGGAGAGGAGAGAUGGUGGCGGUGAAGGGGAAGACAUGGAUUUCUUCGUUGCGUGCUGCUUGAAAGGGCAUAAAGGGGCGGUUUUGAGCUUGGUUUGUGUGGGUGAUUUAGUGAUCAGUGGAUCUUCGGAUGGGAGAGUGAGAAUCUGGAAAUAUGGGAAGGGAUUUGGAUACAGAGGUUUCUGUGUGGCGGUGAUGGAAGGCCAUUGUAAGCCGGUGAAAUCGGUAGUUGCUGUUGAAGAUGAAGGUUUGGAUGGUCAAGGGUUUUCAGUUAUUAGUGGAAGCAUCGAUGGGGAAAUUAGGGUUUGGAAAGUUGUAAUUUCAGAUCACUAUAGUGAUUGAGUUUUUUUUUUCUUUUUCGAACAAGAUUCUUUAUUAAAAAUAGUGUUAUGAUUUUCAA